AAUUAUUUGUAUUUGUAGAAAAAUUUGUCAAAAUGAAAUUUUUAUACUACCUGUCACCUUGACUAAAACAUUUUGAGUUUUCAUUGACUAAAACUAUGAUAAAAAUGACUAAAAUGUGACUAAAACUAAUGAGCAUUUUUGUCUCAAGAAUGAGGCUAAAUCUAAAAUAGCUGUCAAACUAACACUGCAGUCAGGAAAGUUUGUAACAUAAUUUGUCAGGUUAUUACAUUAUUGUGUUUUUAUUUCAUUUUCAAUCAGGUUAGGUGCAAUUUCAGGGCAUUGUUACAUACAUUCUCAGGAAACUAUUACAUUAUUGGGUGCUUCAGGGUCCUUUAAUUAAGUAUAUGUUUCAGUGUUAUCCCUGUACAGUGCUGAGCCAGUGUGCAUCUGUUAAAAGGGGAACAUCACCUAAAUAAGAAUUCCAGUAUGUUAUUUCCAUGGUCUAAGAAAGUUAAAUCAAUAUUUGUUUAACAUGAGCUACUCUCACAAGGCCAGAAACCUGAGAAAUAAGUCUCACACUUGUGAUGAAGUCAAAUAUAAAGUCUAGACUUUAAAUUUUAGUUUUAGCACUUGAGGUUUUUUUUGAUUCAGAAGAGAGCUGCUUAUGUUUACUCAUAUUUUUGGACUGUCUUAAACCAUGACAAUAUCAUGAAUCAACUUUGAAAAUAGGCAUAGUUCCCCUUUAAUAAAUAUCAUGUACCACAUGUCUGUCCUCUGUGUUGCAAUUUCCUGACAAAAUUUGAUGUUUUCCAAUUUGCCGUGUGCUUUUCAAAUUUAAACAUAUGCCAAAUUAGCUCCCUUUUUAAAGAAAUACUUUACAAAAAACAGAAAGUGAGUACACAAGAUAUGGAGGAGAAUCAUGUAUUACCUACGUUUGCUCCCAUGAUGAACAAACCUGUGGUUUUGGUGUCAUAUUUCCGCUUGUAGGCAGUUUCCUGUAUAUCAGGGCGUUGAAUUUCCCCUGGUGUGCUUGCUUGCUUUUUAAGGCUCGUGUAUCGUGUGAGCAGCAGGUAGUUCGCCAUCAGGGUCAGCUCUGAAUUAGGAUUAAUCCUGUCCAGAUACUAAAGCUAGACAGCCACAGGACCAUCCUGGAACACACCUCAUCACAUCUUCCAUCUACCUCCUUCCUCCCAUGUGUUCAUCCAGCAUACUGCCUCUCAGGAUGAUGGGCCUCAUCAUGCUGAUGAUUUCACUGUGUGAAACCUGCAGAAAAAUUUGUUUCAUCUGUGCUCCCUGGACUGCAAUGUUAGUGGAUACACAAAGAUGCAAACAGUACCUGCCCUACUGAUCUCAACCCUCUCACACUGGAGCCGGACAAGGUUCUGGAAGAAUAUGGAGGGACGGUGUCAGUAAACUGCACCAGCACAGAAGAGUAUCAUGAUGGGAUGUACUGGAGGGUUGGAUAUAACGUCUCUGAAAUAGAAUAUGACAGUCAGUAUAUCUCCUGGUCAGUGCCACUGUCAGACUGGAAUGUAACAACAGAGUGCAGAGUAAAGCUGACUGGCAAUGUUGAAUGCAGCAAAGACCUUGAAAUCACUCUAUACAAGAAUCCAGAAAUGGUUGUCCUGUUCCCUACAAAGUAUGCAUCUGCAUCAGAAGGGACACCGUACGAGCUGCAGUGUAAUGUUGACAAUGUUGCUCCUGUUCAGAACCUCACUGUGAGGUGGUACAAAAACAAUCAAACCAUCAGGACAGACUCUUUCACCAAGACAACGAAAACUCCAGUAACUGAGUCUUCUAUUCUGGCUGUGCACCUCAGCAGAGAUGAAAACGGAGCCAAGCUCAGAUGUGAGGCUCAGCUAGACUUUGGGUCAUAUGGAUCACAACCUCCUGUUAUUUCUAACACAUACCCUGUUUCUGUGAACUAUGCUCCUGAGCUCAUGAACCAAACGGAAGACGUUUUUGUGAAUGAGGGUGAUAAUGUCACCCUGCACUGUGAAGCUGAGGGGCGCCCUCCUCCUGUCUUUAGUUGGACACAUGAUGGGACUGUUAUUUCAGAGAACACAAAUAUCAUCAGCAUCAUUGGAGCCACCAGCACAACCUACAACUGCACAGCGAGAAAUUAUCUGGGAAGCAUAACGAAGCAAAUCCAUGUUCAUGUGACCAAAACGAUCAGAGCAGCAGCCCCUGCAGCCCCUGCAGCCAUCACCACCCCUGUGCCAUCAACACCAAAAGCUUGCCCCUUAGAGUUGACACCUGCUGAAGUCGUGGUGCAAUUUGGAGAUUCAGCUUCAAUUAACUGCAGCACGUCAGAUGAUGAUAUUUUCGGAAUUGGCUGGGAGGCUAUAUUAGGAGGAACAGGCCUUGAAAACCCUCCUUCUGUCCUCUGGAUGGUUAAAAAACUGGAAGACUGGACCAUAAAACCUUUGUGCUACAUCACUCGGAAAGAUAAUUCCCAGUGUUCGUUGUCGGCAACCAUCACUCUUUACAAGACUCCAGACACUGUGUCACUCUCUGCGUUGCAUCAGGGGCCGAUGAUGGAGGGCACAGAGUACACGCUGAAAUGUGACAUCCUCAAUGUGGCUCCUGUGCAAAAGCUCAAACUGAAGUGGUACCACAACAACGAAAAUGUGCACACAGAAAUGUUUAGUGACACCAGUAUUACCCCAGUCAACGUGUCCUCCACCUUGAGAGUCACUGCUGAGAGAGGUUACAACGGAGCACAGUUCAGAUGUGAGGCUGAGCUGCACCUCGGGCCAAACGGACCAGAGAUCGUCCCCACUGUAACCUCAGUACCUUACAUUGCUGCUGUGCACUAUAAACCACUGAUCCAAGAUUGUCCAAGUAAUGUUGCUGGUGUGGAACACAAGCUCAACCUAAACAAUUUGACCUGUCGAGCUGAUGGGAACCCUCCACCCAUUGUUCAGUGGUACCACAAGGGACAACUGAUGGAUACAUCUCAGCCCCUCGACAGGACCCAAUCGGGAGGGUACACAGCUGAAUUCGUAAAUGUUCUUGGCAAGAACAGCACCUCCGUCGAUAUCACAGUUGAAUACGGCCCUUCGUUUGUUUGUGAUAAACACUAUGAGGUUGAAGAGAAUGGUAAGGUCCCGUGUGAACCCAUGGGAAUACCUAAGCCUAUCAUCACCUGGCAUAAGGAUGGAAAAAAGAUGGAUUCCCCACAGCGCUGGACAAAGCAUGACAGUGGAACAUACUCACUUGAAGCAACCAACAAACAUGGAACUGCCAACCACACAUUCGACCUUGAUGUUUUGUAUGCUCCUGCGUUUGUGGAGGGAGCUUCUGAGAACGAAAAGGAGGUGACCUCUGGUGAAAAUGUGACUUUGGACUGCAGUGCCGAGGGCAACCCACCUCCUUCGAUCCAGUGGAGUUACACCUUUGACGUGAAUGUCAGGGAGGCCACCAGGGGGCGCCAGAAGAGCAUCAUCGUCACAAGAGCCACGUCUACCAAUGCUGGUGUUUACAUCUGUGUUGCCACGAAUAAAGUUGGGAACGUGACAAGAUCUGUCAAUCUGAUGAUGAAAGGUAAAAACAGUGCAUUCUCCAUAGCAGGUAUUUGGUGGUGGCUGAUUGUCUUGAUCAUCGUCGGCGGCAUCAUCAUCGCCAUGAUUGUUGUCCAUGUCCACCGGAAAAAGCAAGGACAAUAUAGUUUUGUCUCUGAUGGCUCAGAUAGGCCUAUCCCUAUGACUACUCAGUCAAAUGGGGUGCAAGGUUAGGAUAUUACUUGAUGAAGGGGCAUGGGUGGACUAUGAGACAAUGGGCCUCUGGGCACAGAUUUGCAAAAGGCCCCUACACCUUUUCUACACGGGAGCAAGACACAGACUUUGUGGUGGUUGUUAUUUUUGUCUCAGUUUUGUGUCUCUUUGUAGUCAUUCUGCGUCUAUUGUGUCUGUUUGUAGUACAGAAACUCUUUAUAGUGCAUUCAACAGCAAAGUAAAUACGGAAGGUAUUAUGUCAUGGGCGGAUUAUGAGACAAUGGGCCCCGGGGCACAAAUAUGCAAAAGGUCCCACCACCUCUCCUACAUAUGAGCAACUUGUCUUUGUAGUCAUGCAACUUUUUGUGUCUCUUUGCAGCUCCCUUGCAUCUCUUUGUGUCUCUUUGUGCUCAUUUUGACUCUCUUCCUGGUCGAAAUGUGUUUAUUUGAGUGAUGUUUUGCAAAUGAAUGCCACGGGGGGCCCUGGGCCUGUGCCUGGUGGGCCUGUAAAUACUGUACACAAGAAAAUAGAGAUGUAAAAAUUACUUGUAGCACUUGUUACAACAUGUAUUCUUAUUUGUUGGCCUUUGAAAUUUACCCUAGUUUUUACAUUUUUUAUUAUUCUUAAUAAAGUUACACAACAACUCCA
Molecule: messenger RNA, 4305 nt
Organism: Epinephelus lanceolatus (giant grouper)
Lineage: Eukaryota; Metazoa; Chordata; Actinopteri; Perciformes; Serranidae
Source: RefSeq, a predicted model, not a curated record